Messenger RNA from Antechinus flavipes (yellow-footed antechinus), 2294 nucleotides. RefSeq names its product ankyrin repeat domain 39 (gene ANKRD39). Bases 472 to 1023 code for a protein of 183 amino acids. NCBI's taxonomy places the organism in Eukaryota, Metazoa, Chordata, Mammalia, Dasyuromorphia, Dasyuridae. The transcript has 4 exons. Gene Ontology annotation, molecular function: protein binding. The record is from RefSeq and is a predicted model, not a curated record.
ACGCAGUUUCCCGCUUACUGCCUAUCUUAGCGCGCCCUCCGCUGGACGCCGCGCCUCGCGACUCCAAGUCCCUCCCCUUUCUUUCCCUCUGACUUUGAUUGGCUCAUGGGGCCAAACCUUAGUCUUCCGAUUGGUCGUCUGGGCCCGGCGUUGGACGGUAAUAUGGCAGCAGACUGCCCAGCGCAGCUUGUAGAAAGCAUGGGGUCCGUCUGGGAAAGAUUGCCUUAAUCCUCAGCUGGCCGGUGCUUCAGCUACCUGCGCUUGUCUUUGUCUGGCUACUGCCGGAAAGCUACCUCAGGGACUAUCGAUCAGCUGCAUCGGCCCAAGGGGCAAGGGGCAGUAGGACGCGAUGACGCAGUUGUGACGUACGCGUUGCGACGCAGCGUGAAGCGAGACGUUCCCGUCUUUCCUUCUCUUUCGUACUCGAGCGCUGCCUGAGAGCUCCCUCAGCGUGUACUGCCUCCUGAGGACAUGGCGGCGCCCCGGACUUGCGGGGACGCCGCCUGUUGCUCUCACCAGAGCGCUGUACCCAGCGUGCAGCAGACUCUGGAAGAGAUGGACUUCGAGAGAGGGAUCUGGUCAGCAGCACUGGAUGGAGACCUAGGACGGGUGAAACAUUUUAUUCAGAAGGAAACAGACCCUAGUCAACCUGAUCCUUCUGGAUAUACUGCCCUGCAUUAUGCCAGUCGAAAUGGGCACUAUGCUGUGUGCCAGUUUCUCCUGGAAAGUGGAGCCAAGUGUGAUGCUCAAACACAUGGGGGUGCAACAGCUUUGCAUCGAGCCAGCUAUUGUGGUCAUACUGAAGUGGUUCGACUACUAUUAUCCCAUGGAGCUAAUCCAGGUGUGGCAGAUGAUGAUGGAAUGACCAGCCUACACAAGGCUGCUGAGAGAGGUCACUUGGAUCUUUGUUGCCUUCUGCUGCAGCAUAGCCCAGCUUUGAAAGCUGUUCGGGACCGAAAGGCUCGGCUAGCCUGUGAUUUACUGCCCUGCAACAGUGACCUUCGAGACUUGCUUGCUAGCUGAAUAACCAGAUUUCUGUCUCAGGAAGGGUUCUGGAAUCUGGAUCCCCAAGCACCUUCCUCUACUCCUGCAUUCUACAGAAUGGGAAACUGAAACUCGGGGCUUGUGAGACUGAGCAAAAGAGAUAGGACCGUCUUGAGGGAGGUCACUGUCCAGGCCAGGAAGGGAACUUGGUGCAGGCGAUCCAGCCUGACAGGUGAUCAUAUUCUAAAUUAGCACAUUAGUAUAUUUAGUAUUCUAAAUUAGUGGAGAUGCCUAUCAAUGCUAUUUCCCUAGUUCAGUCAGUACCAAUGACCAGAUAAUUCUUAAGGGGAAACAGCUUUUCCCAAACCCCAGAACAAUCCUUUUUCUUGGAGUAAAAUAUUCAUUACCCAGAUAACCCAUUGAGUUAAUCUCAUUGUUAUGGUGCAAGUAGAGUCAGACUUAUUUUUAUUUUAGUAUUUUGCUGAGUCAUAACUCUUCAGUGACCUUAAAACUUGGAGGCAAGAAAUCAUCUAGAAUCUGUCAAAACUAUGUCAGAAGCAAAGUGUUAACUAGAUUAAAGAAAAUCCCAAGACAUGGGCUGCUUGGACCCACAAAGCAUUAAAGCACUUACAAGGAAAAUAGCUCUGAUAGUGUCACUCAUUUUGGAUUACCUCAGGUGAGAAUUCAAGAAGCAGGUUGGUGUAGUAAAGAGAGUGCUAGAUUUGGACUUAGAAUCUGAAUUUAAAUCCCAGCCUCAUUACUUACUACUUUUGUCAUCAUAAAUGAGCUAGACAAGACACAGCUCUAAAUCCUUGUUUUUAAAUCCUUGUUCAGUGAAUGUAGCCCUUUCAAACUUGAUCCAAGGCCAGGAGAAUAAUUUGUGCCACUACUGAAUCUUUAGAAAUUCUGGUUCUUUUCCCUAUUGCUUUGCUGUCCUCUUGGUCUGAUUAUGGAAUCAUCUUUCAUUAGCAUCUGUUUUUCUAUUGAAGGUCAAGAUUUUAACCAGCUAGAUAAAGAAUCAGACUACCCUUAUGGGAAAUAGGCACAGCCUGUCGGGGAUCAGGGAAGAAAAGCAUGGAAUUGGAUUUUAUGUUUGGGAAGAGGAAACAGGACUGGGUUUACUGGCUUUGCUCGACUUGGAAAAGGACUCUACAAGCUACAGCUUCACUUCAAUUAGGAGAAGUUUCCUGGUUUUGAACAGAGGCAAUAUAAAGACUUACUUUGCAUUGGUUGUGGAGCUCCUUUCUUGUUACCUAUUACUAAGAAUAUAGGCUUUAACAUUUUUAAUAAAGAAAAAAAAGUGCUCACAA